This is a messenger RNA of Bombus pascuorum, 600 nucleotides long. It is a transcript of the gene RpS30, whose product is annotated as ubiquitin-like FUBI-ribosomal protein eS30 fusion protein. Gene Ontology annotation, molecular function: structural constituent of ribosome. The record is from RefSeq and is a predicted model, not a curated record. The coding region runs from base 115 to 516 and encodes 133 amino acids. Gene Ontology annotation, biological process: translation. Gene Ontology annotation, cellular component: ribosome; cytosolic small ribosomal subunit. The transcript is spliced from 5 exons. Lineage: Eukaryota; Metazoa; Arthropoda; Insecta; Hymenoptera; Apidae.
ACAUAGAGAUCCCGUUAAUCAUUACUGCGUCGUUUGUAAGUAUAAAUUAUCGCAUUUCCUCAUUUUAGUGUGAUAAGUAUUAUUACAGCAUUGAUUUACUAAGAUAGCGUAAACAUGCAGUUACACAUCAGAGGAGCAGAACAUUCAACUUUGGUUGAGUCGCACGAAAAUGAGACUAUAGCAGACAUAAAGAGAAAAAUUGUCGAGGCAAAAAGUGCUGCAAAUACAGAAUUCAACUUGUACUGUUGUGGCCAGUUACUGGAAAAUGAUGCUUUAGUUGGAGAUCUUACAUCAAAUAUUCUAGAAUUAACAGUUUCUCUUCCUGGUGGUAAGGUCCAUGGAUCUUUAGCACGUGCUGGAAAAGUAAAAGCUCAAACUCCAAAGGUGGAGAAACAAGAAAAGAGUAAAAAGAAAACAGGUCGAGCUAAAAGGCGAAUUCAAUACAAUCGAAGAUUCGUUAAUGUGGUCCAAACUUACAGUCGUCGACGUGGACCGAACGCUAAUUCAAAUUCAUAAUUGUAUGCAUAUAUAUUUAUAUAUAUGUAUAUAUACAUAUAUACAUCCUGUAAUUAUGAAAACGAAAUAAAAAAUUAAAUGUAA